Messenger RNA from Macrobrachium nipponense, 5036 nucleotides. RefSeq lists its product as uncharacterized. The record is from RefSeq and is a predicted model, not a curated record. Bases 461 to 3616 code for a protein of 1051 amino acids. The transcript is spliced from 4 exons. NCBI's taxonomy places the organism in Eukaryota, Metazoa, Arthropoda, Malacostraca, Decapoda, Palaemonidae.
AAGCGCGCAGUCUCCUUCUUCCCGCCGUCACGAUCAGACGCCCCGAACUUGAUCCCACUCAUUCUCGAGUUUCAUCAUCGAGUGUCUGCCCUCCGGCGGCAGCAGCAGCAGAUAACUCGCCUCGUAUUCUGAUCCACACGUAGCUUUACUGAUGCAAUUAAUGAACGAGGAAGGUGCUUACUUUCAAUGAGUGUUCAGUAACUUAAAGCAGUUUUCGACUAGUGCCCAGGAUUAUCAGUAGAUACAAUAUACUUGUGUGAUUGAUGCAGUGGAAUCUUUAGAAGUCCCUUUCGUAUACUAAGACGUCCCCGGAGUGAACUGAAAGACUCACUCACUCACACACUUCAGCAGCCAGGAAGGACCGACAGCAGCAUGGCAAAAGGGUGUCAAAGUUAGCCAAGAGAACGCAGAGGUCACUCGAACGCACACACCAUCCAAAUCACGGCUCUAGGAAGAGAAAAUGUCGAUGGCUCAAACACCUGCCCUUGCGGGGGGCUGGGGCGGCAGUUUCUUGCCCCUUCACCAGCCCAUCAUGCAGAUGCCCUUUGCUAGACCAAGAGCCAUCAGAUUAGGGUCAGCUGCUCUGAACAAGAACAUUCCUCCCCAUCUGGAACAACGAUUCACGAAGGAGCAGCUCGAAUCCCUGUUCCAACAAUUCCCGGCAUCAUACGCAGCUUUAACAAGCCCCCAGAUCCACCACCCGAAGCGGAAGGUGACCACAACAUCAGUGGCUCCCACUUCUACAACGACGACAACAACGACAACGACAACUUCCACCACAACCACGACCCCACAACCGUCUAUCCUUCCUCGGCGUCGACGACCACAGGGAAAAGACGUCCCCAAGUUCUACUAUGGAGGCAUAGAAGGAAGGGAAGACUAUGGGGUAGGGCCUGCUGAGGAUGACGCCGUGGUUCUCCUCGUGGGACUCUUCAAUCUGCUCGCCAUUGUCGUCUACGCUGCCAGCAAGUUUGUGAUGGGAGAUCGAGGAGGUCUUUCCGAUCGGGUCAUCCAGUGGCAGGUGCAGAAGGUUCUAGAUGAGCUCGUCAUCAAAGUCCACAGUUCACAAUACAUGGCCAACUUGCUCUCCAGAGCCAUGCCCCCCAAUGUGGUUAGCCUACAGGAGGGCAGGAGGGUCAGCGGGCAGACAAUGAAUUCCUGGAUAAGUCUCUUGCGAGAAAAGUUGAAGACACUGUCACUACACAACGCCUCCAGCGAGGUGACCGAAUGGCUUUCCACAGUGAAAGAUCAACUCAUGAGGGAAAUUGGGUCUUCCCCAGCUGCCAUGUCCACAGUGCAGCUUCACCCCCAAAUUUACAAGCCUCUGAAGGAAAUCUAUGUGACAUUAACUUCCGAAGACGGCCUCAGGCAGCUCCUCGAAUUUGUUACAGACGGGGACGAAACAGGUCGCUCUUUAGAUGUCAUGAGAUCUGGAAUCUCUGGAUUGCUCACCACACUCAGUCAACUGAAACUAAGUCAAAUGCAGUCCAUGCUAGCCACUUUAACGGCUCUUGGGCGAGCUCAGCAGAGGAUCGACAUCAUGCCCAUGCUCACGGCAGCUAUGAGGUCACAGAACUGGUUAGAGGAGGGCUCUUCUGAUGUGGAGACAGCGAGGGUUAUAUCUGAGGGAGACUCAUUUGCAGAGACUCUGGCCAAGUAUGUUGUGGACUCUUACCGCAGGCCCAAGCAACAGCAUCUGAACGAGAACCAGAACGACCAGGAAGACACAGACACCUUCGGAACGCUCUUCGAAAGGGAGCCGGAGGGUCAGGCAGCACCUGAGGAGGAUUCUGAUGACGAGAGAAGCAUCGAAAAACAAGACGAAAGAAGAGAGGAGCAAUUCUCCAACAGGAGGCCCCCUUCGCACAGACGUCCCCCAUCAUCAUCAUCAUCGUUAUCCUCCCAGCUGAUGAGGCGUCAGGGAACCGUGAGGGACGACAAAACUUCAGCGGGGCCCAAAGGGCACUGGACGGACCGGUGGUUCUCCUUAGUGACGCAACUGUCCCCCGUCGGUCUGGAUAUCACCACACUCUAUGCCAGAGCGAGGGCCAGGCCCCGCUGCCUCAGGGCUCUCCUGUGCAGAGCGAAUAAUGCGUGGAGGCAGGUCGGCCCCGUUCAGGCGUCCCUCACGCCCUUCACCAGCGUGUUGGUCAGCUGGCUCCUGGAAGACACAAUGCCACAUUCUCUGGGUGAUUCUUUGAUUGCUGUGAGAGCAGGAUGGAUGGGCAAAGACUGCUCCAUCCUCUACCCAGAGUGUCCCCUCCAACCAGACCCCCACCCUGCUGCCAAGGAAGCCAUCACCUUCUUUUCCAGACUUCAGUUUGCAGCAACUUCACCUCCAGAUGCUGCCGAGAGCCCUUCAGGAGCACAAAGUGGAACCUCUGAAGAUAUUCGCCCAUCAUCAGUGGACAAACCCGUAAGCGGUGACAGACAAACAACUGAUACUUUAACAGAAAGAGUCGAUUACGAACACACCCCACACGAAAACAGAGGCUCACGAAAGCCACAACCUGGUUUGGGUUCGAGUCACGAAUACCCUGCACCAACUCCCCAACCGCAAUUUCAACACCAUAAAGACAAUCAAAGACCUUCCCACAACCAACAUCACCUUCAGGGAACUGAAAAUAAGCAUCAGGUGUAUCCGAACAGACAGCUUCCCUCGAGGGACGAAGGUACCGAAGAAAAUGCUGCAGCACUUCAAGCAUACUACAAUCGCUAUCAAGGACAGGGGCCUAUGGUAGUCCCAGGUUCCCAGUACAGUUCAAAAUAUGGUCACUUUGAUGAUGGCCAGCACAGAAAUGAUGAAAAGCUUUAUGACAAAUAUGACAGUCCCUCUAUCAAUACAGCAGAGGGGGAAAUAUCAGGAUCAAGCAGCGUAUCAGGUAUGGCCUUGCAAGACCGUCCAACUGGAAAUAAUAACAAGGUAUGGGAAGAAUUCUUCAAGGCUGGACUGUAUGGUGGCAUUGUGCCUCAAUCUCCUCUAAACAUAAAAGAUGAGUCAUCGACCAGCUCUGCCCCAGAAAAGUCUAUUCGAAUGCCAAGGCCUAUGAAGAGACCAAUGCUGUCCAGUCUCAACAAAAUUGGUGCCCUGCCUCCUGACCAACCAGGAUUUUAUCCAAAUCCGGGAUAUGGUCCAUAUGGGAACAUAAACAAAGGUUCCCCGAAGCCAAGCCGACCACACAAGAGACCAUACUUCACAUUACGACCAAAAAGGCCACAGCCCACGGGGUCCACACUGUCUGGCUCUGGCGUAUCUUCGGCAAAACCAUUUAUUAAGAAGUACAAGUAUGGGCUCAGGCGGGGCCUACCAGCUACCAAUGUCAAUGGGUAUAAUGCUUAUGUGAGUAACAGUGGUAAUAUAUACCAGAGACAGAAACCCUGGUAUGCAUACAUUGACAAUUCCAAAAACAGAUCCACACAACCUACACCACCAAAACAAGCCACACCUACAACUACAACACUAAGCCCAACCGACCAUUCUCUUUCCCCAAAGGACACAGAUCCUUUUGGCCCAGAGGAUGCUGUCACUGAUGUUCUACGCAACGAACUUUUAUACGAAUACAUACGGGACAGACAAGGCUCUAUUCCCGUCGAAGAUAGAAGAAGUUUAACGUAAGUGACCUGACAGACACUGGAUUUUUCAGUGAUCAGCUAGAUAUUCAUCAGGGACAACAUAUAAUCACCUUCUUAAGCGAGAGAGAAUGAUUACUAAUACUUGUAUAUCUUGAUAACGGUAUAUAUAAACCUAACAAGUGAUAGUAUAUCAUAUAGGGAACUAACUUGGACAAUACUUUCAUCCUUAGCAUACUACACAGAACACUUCUGAAUAAUCUGAGUUCUACCUGAUGUGGCAUAAAUCCAUACAGUAUCUAAGAAAAAUGAACAACAAGCUGUGUUCCUCGUGCUUCACUGUAAUAUACUAUGCUUUCAUGCUAUUAUAUAUAAUGGAGAGCAGUUGUGCUUGCUUAAAAAGUCUCAUUAUGUUUAAAUACUUACCUAAGUAACUUUAAAGUUAGACUGUGAUAUUUAACAAUUUCAAUUAAAUAAUGAGAAAAACUGCGACCUGUAUUCUGACCAAGUUAAGAUAAUCACUACUAGAUUUUGAAGUGUGCACUGACGUUUCUAAUGACAGAGACACAACAAAAUUUGAGUUUGAGAAAUUCUUCUUUGACACCUAGGGUAGAGUAAUGCGCCAAGUGAGUGCCCUAAGUUUACAAUUUAAACUAAUUGCACUUUUUUUGAUUUAUAGAAAAUAUAAAACAUGCAAAGUGCAAUAUGCACGUGUAUAAUUAUCUUAACAUCAAUUUACAAGUUUUCCUUGUCUAUUUUAAAUUAUGUUAUAAAUCAUAUGAAAUACUCUACCAAGUAAAGUAUUUCUUAUGUAAUUGUAUGAAAACUGGGUAGAUUUUUUCAGCCAUACAUUUAGUUCUAGAUACAAACAUUCCACUGACAAGUAUGUACUGCAACAUUCACUUGAAAAGUAGUAUAUAGUCCUUUUACAUCCCUCUUCAGAAUCACAAGAUAGGUAGGUGGCUAAGGACAGAGGAUUAUGUAUCUAUAUAGACAUGAUGUCUGUUAUUACUCCAGGCAAUUGGCUGGUAGGCAAAUGCUGCUCUGAAGAUGAAUUUAAAAAAGCAAUUUGCAAUCCUAGACUGACUUUUCAAACACCUAUUUCAUUUAAGAAAUAUAUUUUAAUAUUCAUUUCUCUUUGUUUUACAAUCAAAUACUGUAUUCACAAUGUAGAUGCCAAAUAAAAUUCCAUAUGACGUACCACAGAUAAUAGAUACUCUUACGAAAAUACUACAGUAGCAGAGUUAGAACAGGAUUUGUUACAAUGUCACAUUUUUCAAGUGUACAAACUGUAAUAUGGGCAUAUCUUUUCCUCUGUGUUAGAUAAUCUAAGUGACUAUUUAUUGUGCUAUUUACAUGUAUUCUCUAUGCUUUGAUAUAAAUAGGAAAAAAUAUUCUAACUGCUUUAAACUUAAUGUGAACAAAUAUGGGCAUUGAUGUACUUCUUUCAAGUCAAGUUAUUGUUA